CUUAGAUGAAAUAAGCUUGUUUUAUGUUGCUAGCGUCAACUCCGUUACAUUAUCCGAUGAAAACACAUCGCUCAACAGCGGAGCAUGGUUAACGUUAACGUUAUAUCGUUAGCUAACGUUAUGUGCAGGUAGUUCGACGUAAAUUCAUGUUACAAAUAACCGGGUGCGGAGAUGAUGGAGGAGAAUGGGCAGCAGUCGUCCGACGCCCAGCAGCCAGACCUCAGUUUGAGGAAGGGGAACUACGAGGAAGAGAGCUUCAGGCUACACAUGGUGACGUGGAACGUGGCCACAGCUGAUCCACCAGAUGACAUGACCUUGCUUCUCCAUCUGAACUCCCCAAAGAGCCCAGACCUCUACGUCAUUGGUUUGCAGGAGGUGUAUUCGGGGCCAUUGAGGUUUGUGUCGGAUACUAUAUUCGAUGACCCCUGGAGUCACCUGUUGAUGGCCACCUUAGCACCACGGAAAUACAUUAAGGUGUCAUCCAUCAGAAUGCAGGGUCUGCUGCUGCUCUUCUUCUCCAAACUGGAGCACGUCCCCUUCAUCAGAGACAUUCAGGCCACAUACACACGCACAGGCAUUUUUGGUUACUGGGGUAACAAAGGUGCCGUGUCUGUCCGUCUGUCUUUCUAUGGCCAUAUGCUCUGUUUCCUCAACUGUCACUUGGCUGCGCACAUGAAGUACGCCACAGAGAGAGUGGAUGAGUUUGAGUACAUCAUGGACACACAGACCUUUGACUGUAAAAAGGCUUCAAGAAUUGUUGAUCACAGGCUGGUGUUCUGGUUUGGAGAUCUCAACUUCCGAAUUCAGGACCAUGGCAUGCACUUUGUCCGCUCCUGUAUCAACAAUCAAAACUACAACCUGCUGUGGAGCAAAGACCAGUUGACCAUGAUGAAGAAGAACGAACAGAUGCUCCAGGAGUUUGAGGAAGGGCCUCUGGACUUUCAACCCACGUACAAGUUUGACUUAAACUCCAAUACUUAUGACAGCAGGCUCUACAGGACAUGGUUUGGCUUUAACGGUAAGAAGCGUAAACCUGCCUGGACCGACAGGAUUCUGUGGCGGCUCCGACCCAAGGCCCCACCCUCUGACGAGCAAGAUGAAAACAGGGUUGGACCGGAUGCCAAGAAGGUCGGACAUGUGGAAGAGGAUGAGGAGUACCCGCUGAAGAUCAGGCAGGACUUGUACACCAGCAACAUGGAGUACAGCAUCAGUGACCACAAGCCUGUCAUCAGUGUCUUCACACUGGAGCUGAGGAAGAUGUACGAGACUCCCCUGGUGCGUCUGCAGGCAGAGGGCGACUGGAGCGCAGACAUUGAUGCAAUGGUUCUCUACAGCCCUCUGCAGCCGUUCCCCUCCAGUACAUGGGACUGGAUCGGACUCUAUAAGGUUGGAUUCACCAGUGUGUCGGAAUACAUCACCUACACGUGGGUCAAAGACGACGAAGUGGCCUUCAAUGAAGAAGUCAUACAGGUAUAUGUAAGUAAAGAGGAAAUCCCUGUGUGGGGAGGGGAGUGUGUGCUGUGCUACUACAGUAGUACUCUGCAGUGCAUCAUUGGAAUCAGUGAACCAUUCAAGGUCCAUGAGUCCAAGGUAGCCAGUGAGGAAGGCUUGAUGCCUGAGAAGAUCAACGGACUUGACAAAACCAUUGCGAGCGAAAACUUUUUGAACUGAUCUAUCAGUGUGGUAGGAUGUAGAAAUGGAUCUUGUUUUGGCCUGGAUUGUUGUUGAAUUGUUUCCUAACUUAUCACAAAAGGUGCAGAUUAGGACGUGUUUCCUCUUAAUGCUGUUACACAUGCCCACUGACUUCUCUAACGCUGCCGGUGUGGCUAUAAGUGACUUACAUUUCUGUGGUCAGUACAUUUUUUUUUUUUUUUGUCUCUAGGGUCACCUUUUCUCCACGUGUGUUGACCUGAAUCGAAGGUCUGACUGAAAUCAAGCAAAGCAGAAGCUAUGAGCAAUCCUUCAUCAACUGACUUAAAACCUGUUUCCCCCAGAAUGGAAACUCAAAUUUAAAUUGGUCUGAGCGUAGAACAAAGAAGUGCCAGCUUUGUGUCCUGGCUUAAAGCUUAAUAAAAUGACAAAGUUACUAUACUGUGUACAAGAUUGCUUUAUGAGAUAUGAUGAAGUGCUUUGAUUGGAUGUUAUGUGUUUGGUUAAUGAGGAAUUUGGUUUCCAGGUUAGACAUAUCGAUAAAACAGAAGGUGAAGUACGUUGUAGGAUGUGUACAGGCCCGCUGCUUUGUGUGAUCAAUCCAGAGUGUCGGUUGAUGAAAGGAAGCGCUCCUUUCAAGGCUGUGUUAGAAAAUCCAAAAAUUUGUCUCCAUGUUUUAAUGCUGGACUUCAUGCUCUCACAGCUGCUUCCGUGUGGCAGAAUGAAAAGCUGGAACACUGAAUAUUUGAGUCUGGCUAGUUUGGAAGGGUGAACACACCCUAGCCAAACUUCACCGGACUGCUACAGUUAUGUCAAGACAAAGGGAAUUGCAAAACUAACAAAGCUCAUUCACCUGAAUUUGUUAUUUUUCAGCAAAAGGAGUAAAUAAUAAUAAAAUAUAACCGUUGUGUGUGUGUGUGUGUGUGUGUGUGUGUGUGUGUGUGUGUGUGUGUGAGAGAGAGAGAGACUACUCAUUUUCAGCUUGCAGUCUCAUUAGCCCACCUGCACUUUGCAGUUGUUGAAGAAAUAUUCAUUCCCUUUAAAAAAUUAUAUCACAGCGAAAUGGAGAAAGAUAUGUUGCACUGUUUAUUGUUAAUGUAUAAGUAUUUAUAGGUUGUCAUGUUUAAGUGUGUCAAGAAAGAAUAUAAUUAUUAAAUUAAUAAAAAUAAAAAACAUGGUUUCAGCAAGUGCCUUUGAAAUGAUUGUGGCUUUGUAUUUAGUGUACUGUACCAUGCUGCUCAGUUUUGAUACAAUAUGUGUCAUUAAUAUUCAUCAGAUUAUUUAUCAUAACAUGGCGUGAUUUUCAUGGCCUCUUGCUGUUCCUCUUGAUUAUAAAUAUUGCUGUUCUAAACUUUCACCAACACAAAGAGUGAGUGUUGUUACUGGCUUGCUGGAAUCAAUUAUAUUAGCCAAUUUAUGUUUGUUUUUUUACUAAAAAGUGACCUAUUUUCUGAAAUAGUAAUGAAAUGUAAUGUACUGUAAGACAAU
This is a messenger RNA of Perca flavescens (yellow perch), 3138 nucleotides long. RefSeq names its product inositol polyphosphate-5-phosphatase Ka (gene inpp5ka). NCBI's taxonomy places the organism in Eukaryota, Metazoa, Chordata, Actinopteri, Perciformes, Percidae. Gene Ontology annotation, molecular function: inositol bisphosphate phosphatase activity; phosphatidylinositol-3,4,5-trisphosphate 5-phosphatase activity; phosphatidylinositol-4,5-bisphosphate 5-phosphatase activity. The record is from RefSeq and is a predicted model, not a curated record. Gene Ontology annotation, biological process: negative regulation of insulin receptor signaling pathway; negative regulation of phosphatidylinositol 3-kinase/protein kinase B signal transduction; negative regulation of peptidyl-serine phosphorylation. Bases 172 to 1671 code for a protein of 499 amino acids. Gene Ontology annotation, cellular component: endoplasmic reticulum; cytoplasm; ruffle. The transcript is spliced from 14 exons.